AUGUCGGCACUGGUCGAGCAGCUCGGCGCAAUGCACGAGACAACGCUAGUCGCUCGCUUGCGCCUCACGGUCGCACUUUCCUGGAACGGCAAUCACCACGGUGCGCUCAACCUGGGUCUCGAGACGCUGGACCUCCAGCGCGCCAAGUAUGGCCUCCGUCAUUGGCGCACGGCCGGCACUUUGUGUGCGAUCGGUGGUGCGUACAACCAACUCUACAUGUUCCGUGUCGGGGCCCGGUACCUCCGACGCGCCCUUCUCGUUCAAGAAGCAACCUUGGGGCACGACCAUGCAUCAACGCGAACGUCGGCGUCGCGGCUCGUGAAUGCCCUUUUGAACACGGGGGACGCCGUGCGCGCGCUGCCGAUGGCAGAGCGCCUCGUUGCGGGCAGCGAGCGCAUCCUUGGCCCGCUCCACGACGCCGCUAUUCUUGACAAGAUCACGCUCGGGGGCGCGCUUCUUAUGGCGGGACAAGCCAACGAAGCGCUGUCACUCUGGACUGCGACGGAUGCGAUUCUGGAAGGCCGACCCGAGCUGACCGCUCGCCGGCCCAUGGUGCUCGGUUUGAUGGCGACGGCAUUUUGGUCCCAGAACCAGUACGAGAAGGCCACCAACUACUUUAUCCGGGCACUAAACCUCUCGCCCACGAAAAAGAGAAACGCGUGGUACUUCUUCUUGAUGGCGUCGACGCGUCCAUCCCACGCCGAUGACCUUGCGCGCGCACGAAGUUAUAUCGAGUCCGUCGAUGAUCCAACGCCCGAGACGUGGCCAGAGAGCUGCCUUUCGUGCGGCAGGGUCAUUGCCGGCUGUGUCGUCAUGUGCACGGGGUGCCCCGGCGGCAUCUCAUUUUUUUGCACAAAGUGCCUCGCGCGCAACGUCGCCUGCCUCCGAAAGCACUGCAAGCACGACCCGUUGAUGACCAAGUUCUCGACGAUGCCGCCUCCGCGCCGAUUCUUCCUGGAAAAAGACUUGCUCGACGCCUCGUACGAACACAUCGAGACGCUGUGGACCGACUACGACGCCUACUGCACGAUGCACAGCGUCCCGUUGCACGAGCGCCUACCACGGACAUCGGUGCCUCUUUUGAACCGUUGUUGGCACCCGAUGUUUUAG
Messenger RNA from Saprolegnia diclina VS20, 1110 nucleotides. RefSeq lists its product as hypothetical. NCBI's taxonomy places the organism in Eukaryota, Oomycota, Saprolegniomycetes, Saprolegniales, Saprolegniaceae. The record is from RefSeq and is a predicted model, not a curated record. Bases 1 to 1110 code for a protein of 369 amino acids. The transcript is spliced from 2 exons. Gene Ontology annotation, molecular function: protein binding.